This is a messenger RNA of Mollisia scopiformis, 2158 nucleotides long. RefSeq names its product putative amino acid transporter. The coding region runs from base 118 to 1944 and encodes 608 amino acids. The record is from RefSeq and is a predicted model, not a curated record. Gene Ontology annotation, molecular function: amino acid transmembrane transporter activity. Gene Ontology annotation, biological process: amino acid transmembrane transport. Gene Ontology annotation, cellular component: vacuolar membrane. The transcript is spliced from 4 exons. Lineage: Eukaryota; Fungi; Ascomycota; Leotiomycetes; Helotiales; Mollisiaceae.
UCAUAUACGAGACAUUUCCCCGUCUCAAAUGUCGACAUCAAUAUAUCGCAUUUCCAGAGUCCUCCCAUCAUUGCUAGUUGUGUUCGGCGAUUUUGAGUACACAAAACUUGAGCAAUUAUGUCUCUUGCAGCUCUCGCCUUGGAUGGCGGUGAUCCACGUCUCCAUGUUGAAGGAGAGCCAGAGAAGGGGCUCGAGACCCCAGAAAAGGAUGGCCACGAUCUCGUCGAGGGCAAUCGUACUGCGGCCUUAGUCAGACCAGUCACUCGGCCUCUCUACGACAACACGAUCAGCUUCGAGGAGUUCGUUUACUAUGCCGAAAAGACUCGCGCAGAGGAAGAGGCGCAUGUCGCUGACAUCAAGGGCACGCAAGGUUGGCUGGAGAUGAUCUUUCCCAGCAAGUCUGGAAUGGGAGCAGGAAAUGUCACAGCCGACGAGAAGCAUGGCGCGAAACUCGCUCAUGAUAUGACUUUGGCGGAUCCAAGGGCCCGACUGCAAAUCAGCGACGAUGAAUGGACGAAUGCAAGCAGGGCUUUGCGAACUGCCACGAAGAGUGCUAUCUUCUAUCUGAUUACAACGGAUAUUCUUGGUCCUUUUGGUCUUCCAUAUGCAUUUGCUGGUAUGGGAUGGGGUCCCGGAGUUGCUCUCUUUACCGUUUUCGCUGGACUGGCAAUAUACUCAGGUUAUUUACUGUGGACCAUAUUCAUGGGAAUGGAUUCCUAUGAGUAUCCCAUCAAGAGUUACGGAGACAUGGGACAGCGACUAUAUGGGCCGUGGCUGCGCUUUAUAUUCAACGUUCUUCAAGCCUUACAAUUGGUCUUCAACGUUGGUCUCAUCGUAGUCUCUAAUGGCGAGGCACUCUCUCAAGCAGCCAAAUUCAAGCUCUGCUUUGCCGUUUGCUGUCUCGUCUGGUGUUUAGCGGGCUUUAUCCUAGGCCAGGUUCGUACGCUGCAAAAGUUUGGUUGGCUAGCAAAUGCAGCAGUGUGGCUGAACGUUAUCUGCAUGAUUAUCACCAUGGGCGCCGCUGCACACACUGCUCCCAAUUACUUGGGUGCAUCACAAUCGAUCGGUGCUGCUCUCAACAAUGGGACAUCGGUCACAGCCGUGAAUGGGGUAUAUCCCGCAGUCCAACACUCCAAUGGACUUCCACCAUCUCCUACCUUUGCAGGAUCUGUCAAUGCUGCUAUGCAAGCCGUCUUUUCAUAUGGAGGUGCUAUGAUCUUCCCUGAGUUCAUGUCUGAGAUGAGAUACCCGAGAGAUUUUUUGAAGGGCAUGUGGGCUGCUCAAAGCUUCAUUUACCUUGUAUAUAUGUUUUACGGUCUCUUUAUGUACGGAUAUCAAGGCCAGUAUGUUAUCAACCCCAGCUUCUUGGGUAUCGGGCCAUAUAAUUUCCAAACUGCUGGAAAUGUAUUUGCCAUGAUCUCAUCCGCCAUUGCCGCUGCUCUCUACGGCAACAUCGGCAUCAAAGUUAUCUACAACAACAUAUUCGUCGAGUGGUUCCACGCCCCAGGUCUCACCACCAAAGCCGGCAAGAUCAUCUGGACAGGUAUGAUCCCAGUCUACUGGUCCAUCGCCUUCGCCAUCGGUGCGGGUAUUCCCGCAUUCGCCGGUCUCUCCGGCAUCGUAUCCGCCAUCUGCAUCCUGCAAUUCACAUUCACCUUCCCGCCCUUCCUUAGCAUCGCCUACAACAUGAAGCGAAACGCCAUGCUCCCCGAAGAAGGCUUUGAUCCGGCCACUGGCCCUUACGCAAGGAAGGAUAAGGGCCCGAAGAGGUGGAUCAGAGGCUUCUUUGGGAAGUUCUGGUGGAUGAAUAUCUUUAAUUUCUUUUAUACGGGGGGUGCGCUCACGUUGGCGGCGCUGGGGGCGUAUGCGGGGAUUGAGAUUGUGAAACAAGCGUUUGCUAGUGGGGCGUCGAAUUCGUUUGUUUGUAAGAGUCCGUUGCAGUAGGUGGGGUGAGGUUCAAUGUGGUUUGGGGAGUUGGAAGAGGAGAUGUUGUGGCAAUACCCGGUGUGGUGGGAUGUAGGUGGGUGAGCUUAUACUAGGAUGUGUAGCCAUAUUUGAAUAUGUGUAGUCAUACUUGAACGUAGAUGUGGUCAUUCGACAUCAAAAGUAGGUGCAGAUGUCAUGUAUUGGUAUUAAAAUGCUACAUCAGAGUAAAGAG